CUUGGUCAUGAGCUGCUGGGAAGCUGUGACUUUCACUUUCCCUUUCGAAUUCCUCGGUAUAUCACGGGGGCUGGAGGACCUGUCUGGUUAUUAAACAGACGCAUAACUGGAGGUGGGAUACACAGAGCUCAGAACAGCUGGAUCUUGCUCAGUCUCUGUCAGGGGAAGAUUCCUUGGAGGAGGCCCCGCAGCGACAUGGAGGGAGCUGCUUUGCUGAGAGUCUGUGUCCUCUGCAUCUGGAUGAAUGCACUUUUCCUUGGUGUGGGAGUGAGGGCAGAGGAAGCUGGAGUGAGGGUGCAACAAAAUGUUCCAAGUGGGACAGAUACUGGAGAUCCUCAAAGUAAGCCCCUCGGUGACUGGGCUGCUGGCACCAUGGACCCAGAGAGCAGUAUCUUUAUUGAGGAUGCCAUUAAGUAUUUCAAGGAAAAAGUGAGCACAGAGAAUCUGCUACUCCUGCUGACUGAUAAUGAGGCCUGGAACGGAUUCGUGGCUGCUGCUGAACUGCCCAGCAAUGAGGCAGAUGAGCUCCGUAAAGCUCUGGACAACCUUGCAAGACAAAUGAUCAUGAAAGACAAAAACUGGCACGAUAAAGGCCAGCAGUACAGAAGCUGGUUUCUGAAAGUGUUUCCUCGGUUGAAAAGUGAGCUUGAGGAUAACAUAAGAAGGCUCCGUGCCCUUGCAGAUGGGGUUCAGAAGGUCCACAAAGGCACCACCAUCGCCAAUGUGGUGUCUGGCUCUCUCAGCAUUUCCUCUGGCAUCCUGACCCUCGUCGGCAUGGGUCUGGCACCCUUCACAGAGGGAGGCAGCCUUGUACUCUUGGAACCUGGGAUGGAGUUGGGAAUCACAGCCGCUUUGACCGGGAUUACCAGCAGUGCCAUGGACUACGGAAAGAAGUGGUGGACACAAGCCCAAGCCCACUACCUGGUCAUCAAAAGCCUUGACAAAUUGAAGGAGGUGAAGGAGUUUUUGGGUGAGAACAUAUCCAACUUUCUUUCCUUAGCUGGCAAUACUUACCAACUCACACGAGGCAUUGGGAAGGACAUCCGUGCCCUCAGACGAGCCAGAGCCAAUCUUCAGUCAGUACCGCAUGCCUCAGCCUCACGCCCCCGGGUCACUGAGCCAAUCUCAGCUGAAAGCGGUGAACAGGUGGAGAGAGUUAAUGAACCCCGCAUCCUGGAAAUAAGCAGAGGAGUCAAGCUCACGGAUGUGGCCCCUGUAAGCUUCUUUCUUGUGCUGGAUGUAGUCUACCUCGUGUACGAAUCAAAGCACUUACAUGAGGGGGCAAAGUCAGAGACAGCUGAGGAGCUGAAGAAGGUGGCUCAGGAGCUGGAGGAGAAGCUAAACAUUCUCAACAAUAAUUAUAAGAUUCUGCAGGCGGGCCAAGAACUGUGACCACAGGGCAGGGCAGCCACCAGGAGAGAUAUGCCUGGCACGGGCCAGGACAAAAUGCAAACUUUUUUUUUUUUCUGAGACAGAGUCUUGCUCUGUCGCCAAGUUGGAGUGCAAUGGUGCGAUCUCAGCUCACUGCAAGCUCUGCCUCCCGUGUUCAAGCGAUUCUCCUGCCUUGGCCUCCCAAGUAGCUGGGACUACAGGCACCUACCACCAUGCCCAGCUAAUUUUUGUAUUUUUAAUAGAGAUGGGUUUUCACCAUGUUGGCCAGGAUGGUCUCGAUCUCCUGACCUCUUGAUCUGCCCACCUUGGCCUCCCAAAGUGCUGGGAUUACAGGCGUGAGCCAUCGCUUUUGACCCAAAUGCAAACAUUUUAUUAGGGGGAUAAAGAGGGUGAGGUAAAGUUUAUGGAACUGUUAGGGACUUUGGCAUUUCUGUAGCUGAGCACAGCAGGGGAGGGGUUAAUGCAGAUGGCAGUGCAGCAAGGAGAAGGCAGGAACAUUGGAGCCUGCAAUAAGGGAAAAAUGGGAACUGGAGAGUGUGGGGAAUGGGAAGAAGCAGUUUACUUUAGACUAAAGAAUAUAUUGGGGGGCCGGGUGCGGUGGCUCACGCCUGUAAUCCCAGCACUUUGGGAGGCCAAGGCAGGCGGAUCAUGAGGUCAGGAGAUCAAGACCAUCCUGGCUAACACGGUGAAACCCCGUCUCUACUAAAAAUACAAAAAAUUAGCCGGGCAUGGUGGCGGGCGCCUGUAGUUCCAGCUAACUGGGCGGCUGAGGCAGGAGAAUGGCGUGAACCAGGGAGGCGGAGCUUGCAGUGAGCCGAGAUAUCGCCACUGCACUCCAGCCUGGGUGACAGAGCGAGACUCCAUCUCAAAAAAAAAAAAAAAGAAUAUAUUGACGGAAGAAUAGAGAGGAGGCUUGCAGGAACCAGCAAUGAGAAGGCCAGGAAAAGAAAGAGCUGAAAAUGGAGAAAGCCAAAGAGUUAGAACAGUUGGAUACAGGAGAAGAAACAGCGGCUCCACUACAGACCCAGCCCCAGGUUCAAUGUCCUCCGAAGAAUGAAGUCUUUCCCUGGUGAUGGUCCCCUGCCCUGUCUUUCCAGCAUCCACUCUCCCUUGUCCUCCUGGGGGCAUAUCUCAGUCAGGCAGCGGCUUCCUGAUGAUGGUGGUUGGGGUGGUUGUCAUGUGAUGGGUCCCCUCCAGGUUACUAAAGGGUGCAUGUCCCCUGCUUGAACACUGAAGGGCAGGUGGUGGGCCAUGGCCAUGGUCCCCAGCUGAGGAGCAGGUGUCCCUGAGAACCCAAACUUCCCAGAGAGUAUCUGAGAACCAACCAAUGAAAACAGUCCCAUCGCUCUUACCCGGUAAGUAAACACUCACUCAGAAAAUUAGCAUGAAAGCAGUUUAGCAUUGGGAGGAAGCACAGAUCUCUAGAGCUGUCCUGCCACUGCCCAGGAUUGACCUGUGUGUAAGUCCCAAUAAACUCACCUACUCAUCAA
This is a messenger RNA of Gorilla gorilla gorilla (western lowland gorilla), 2882 nucleotides long. It is a transcript of the gene APOL1, whose product is annotated as apolipoprotein L1. Bases 196 to 1392 code for a protein of 398 amino acids. Gene Ontology annotation, molecular function: lipid binding. The record is from RefSeq and is a predicted model, not a curated record. The transcript is spliced from 6 exons. NCBI's taxonomy places the organism in Eukaryota, Metazoa, Chordata, Mammalia, Primates, Hominidae. Gene Ontology annotation, cellular component: extracellular region; membrane. Gene Ontology annotation, biological process: lipid transport; lipoprotein metabolic process.